Leishmania major strain Friedlin is the source of this 2778-nucleotide messenger RNA. Its product is annotated as putative DNA excision/repair protein SNF2. Gene Ontology annotation, molecular function: DNA translocase activity; ATP binding; ATP-dependent chromatin remodeler activity. The record is from RefSeq and is a predicted model, not a curated record. NCBI's taxonomy places the organism in Eukaryota, Euglenozoa, Kinetoplastea, Trypanosomatida, Trypanosomatidae. The transcript has a single exon. The coding region runs from base 1 to 2778 and encodes 925 amino acids.
AUGGAGCACGACGACCUCCUGGACGAUCUUCUCUCUUGGACGCCGUCCGCGCCGCGCGGCAACGUCGCCAAGUCCAGCUCCUGCAUCACAACCGCAGCCACCACCUCUUCCUCUUCGACAUCCCCGCAUGUGGUAUCUCGGCAGCCACGUGCAGGCUCGCUGCAGGAGACGUGCGUGAACACGGCGGCGGCGACUACGAAAGCGGGUAACGUGAGCGCCAGCCACUGCCAUCGCAAUGCCAGCGAUGCAGACGACGAGCAGAGUGCUCCGUGUACGGCGUCAGUGUCUGCUGAGACGUCGCCGCCGCCGCCGCCCACGUCAGGGCCGCCGUUCUCCCUUCCCCCCGACGUGGACGCAAGACUCUACCCGCACCAACGCGCAGGCGUUCAGUGGCUCUAUUCUCGCCAUUGCAAGUCCCGCGCCUGUCUCCUGGCAGAUGAGAUGGGUCUCGGCAAGACGGUGCAGGUGGCCGCCUUUCUUGGCCAGCUCUACGCGCGGCAGAUGAUCAAGACAACGAUUCUUGUCGUCCCACCGACGCUAGUCCCCAUAUGGACGGCCGCCUUCGCCGAGUGGGGCGGCGCGUCGCUCUCGCGAGUCGUCGAGGUCAUCCACAAUGAACCUCGCAAGAAGCGGCAGGCGCGGUGGAGGAAGCUGCGCUAUGGGCUGCCGUGUGUGCUGGUCACGACCUAUGGCGUGCUGCGGCAGGACGCUGCCGACGUGAGCGUCACCCUCGUGGACUACGUUGUGCUGGACGAGGCGCACCUCAUAAAGGACCCCAACACCUGUGUCUUCAAGAGCGCCUUGACCCUUGCGGCGCGUCACAAAAUCGCGUUGACAGGCACGCCGCUCAUGAACACGUUUGAUGACAUGUGGAGCAUCUUCCGCUUCCUCGAUGGGUCGAUACUCGACAUGGACAAGUCCGACUUCAAUGCCAUCAGCGCGACCUUGCUGCGCGGCAACGAGCGUGACGCCAGCGCGGCACAGCGCGAGGCCGCCUCGAGCGAGCUAGCGAAGUUGCAGGCCGCCAUCCGCCCUUUCAUGCUUCGCCGGGAGAAGAAAGACGUCGCUGCUCAAGUGCUGUCGAGUAGCAAGGAGGACGUCGUCGUGUGGGUGCGCUUGACGGACGUGCAGCGGCAGCUGUACGCGGCCUUCUUGGAUUCAAAGGAGGUGGCUUCCGCGCGUGAAGGCGCUGCGGACGUGGACCUGACGGAGGGCACCGCUGACGAGGAUGGUGUGGGCAUGCAAAAGAGCUGCCUAGGCGGUGGUGGCUCGUCAGCUGCUGCCGCUGUGUCGACGAAUCCUUUGCUUCUACUCACAAUGCUGUCGCAGAUCUGCAGCCAUCCCUGGUUGAGCCUCCUUGAUGAGGCCUUCGCGGCUGCUCUCGCGCGCAACCCGUACAAGGCACCAGUGGCAGAGAUGGGUGAUAUCUUCAGCGGCGCGAAGCUGUGGGUGGCGCUGCAGCUGCUCCUGCACUGCGUCUCGGAGCAGCGCAAGACGCUCGUCUUUUCGCGCUCAAGGCGAAUCCUGCGCCUCCUCAGCUUCCUCCUGCAGGAGUGGCGGCUGACGCACACCCAGGUGGACGGCGACACGCCGAGCGAGCGCCGCUGCGCUGAGGUGGACCGUUUCAACAACGACGCGGGCGUGUGGGUAUGUCUGCUCACGACGCAGGUCGGCGGCGUCGGGCUCACCUUCAACGCUGCCUCGGCGGUGGUGCUGCUCGACCCCAGCUGGAACCCAUCCGCGGAUGCCCAGGCCGUCGACCGCGUUCACCGCAUUGGCCAGCGGCGCGACGUUGUCGUCUUUCGCCUGGUAACGUGUGACACGGUUGAGGAGAAGGUGUACCGCAACCAAAUCUUCAAGCGCAUGGCAGCACUGCAGUCCAUGAAGGGCGAUGGCGGCAGCAGCGGCGGAGAGGGCCGCCGGCCCCCGACAGCGGAUGCUGGUGGCGAGCUCUAUCGAUACUUCACGCGCGUGCAGCUGCGCAACAUGUUUUCCAUGGACGAUGGUGCACAGAGAAGCACAGCGGAGCAACUGGAGGUGCUGCACCCCGGGCGCGUCCGCGCGCAACUGCGCGAGGAGCUCCGAAGGAUCGACGGUGUGUAUGACGUAAGUGACAACGCAUGCGUGCUGACGGAGCCGGUGGACGCGGACGCGGCGGGCCGCGACGAAGCGCAGCUGACGCACUCGCCUUCGGCCUCGCCGGAGCGCACGUGGCGCGCAGGCUCUGUCUCGCCACCGCCAUCGCAAGCAUCGCUGUCCCAGCAGGCGCUGACGCGCGUACGCAGUCGCUCAGAUGGCGCAGGAGGCGACGAUGAUGCUCCUCGGCGCCGCCGCGUCGACGUCGAGGACACGCUGGCCACCGCACAUGCCGCCACAGUAGGCUGCGGCGCUUCCGCGGAUCCUGGGGAGGCGCUCGACGUGGCUGCACGCAUGACCAUGCUGGCGACAUCUCCAGUGGCCGUGCUGCGGGGCACCCAGCACCUCAGUAACUCGCCGUCUCCGUCACUUCUCCCUGUCAGCUGUACCACGACGACGACGGCACUGAACCAGCUUGAGGGCUCCGCGAGCGCGUCACUGGCGGCCCCACGCCCGACAGAGGUGACUGCAGGCGAUGACGCAGAGAUGGUGUCGUCGCCAUUCCCUCUGCUGGGCGACUCGCUUGAGCACGCCAACGACGCCAUUUCGGCGGCAGCAGCAGCAGCAGCAGCAGUGGCGCGGGGGCGGGCAAGCGAUGACUGCAGCUCCGCCGACUUCGCAUCGUGCCGCUCUAGCUUCUGA